AGUGAAGCUGAAGUGAGAUUUUCAAUUGGGGAAACAGCAAUCGUCGAGUUUCCCGGUCGCGACCCGUGAAAUUGCUGGCGGAAUUUGCUGAUUCGCAUCUUCAGAGAGGCUCCGCUUGAAGAUCCGAAAGAGUAUUUAAGUGAGGAAUUCAAUUGAAGGCGUUUUUUACUCGUUACAAAGUAAACAUUUGGUAAUUGAGCGAGUGGAGAACACAAGGUGUUGUCGAAGUUUUCUGCUUAGUAUUGAUUAGCUGAUUUUUCUUCCGUUGACUCGUAUUUGUUAAAGUAUUUCUCAAAGAAUUCAUCAAUUCUUAUGCUAUGAAAUGACCCACAAAAUUAUCUGAAGACUCAAAUUCCGCAGAUAUAUAUUUGUGAAGUCAUCUGGACUAGCCCCUCUUGUUCACCAGCAAAAAGCGCGCCAAGAUCUUCAGCGCCCGAGUUCGGCUCUGGCUCUGAUCUUCACUUCUUCGCGGCGCUCUGCGGCACCUGUCAGUGAUGUUUGUGUACCUGAGUAAGAAGAUCGCGAUUCCCAACAACACGCGCCUCAACUGCAUCUCGUGGAACCGGGAGCAGGGCUAUGUGGCUGUGGGCGGCGACGAGGGCCUGCUGAAGGUGCUGAAGCUCGAGGCAGCGGCGCAGGGCGGCCAGGCUCGCGGCGGCCUCGCGGCGCCCAGCAAUCUGUCCAUGAACCAGACGCUGGACGGUCACAAGGCGUCCGUGCAGGUGGUGACGUGGAAUGAGGCGCAGCAGAAGCUGACCACUUCGGACAGGGACGGUGUGAUCAUGGUGUGGAUGCUGUACAAGGGCUCCUGGUACGAGGAGAUGACCAACGAUCGCAAGAAGUCCACGGUCAAGGGCAUGGCAUGGACGCGCGACGGCCAGAAGAUCUGCAUCGUGUACGAAGACGGCGCGAUAAUCGUGGGCUCGGUGGAUGGGAACAGGAUCUGGGGCAAGGAGCUCAAGGGAACGCCGCUGACGGGCGUCCAGUGGAGCCCUGAUGGCCGGCUGCUACUCUUCAGCGUUCGCUCCGGCGAGCUUCAUCUGUACGACAACCAAGGCGCCUUCGUGAUGCGUCUGCACGUGCAGUGCGUGAGCCUCGGACCUUCGAGAUCGCUCUCCAUCGCCUCUUGCGUGUGGUUCUCGGGCUCAGCGCCGGCCAAUCGGCCAGUCUUGGCUGUUCUGUACGAAACAGGGCGAAUGCAGCUGAUGAGGAGCGAAAAUGACGACCUGCCCAUCAUUGUGGACACACAAAUGCAGGCCAUCUCGUGCCAGUGGAAUCACGAUGGCGCAAUCCUCGCCGUGUGCGGCAUGAAGAGCUCAGGGAGCGACAAGGAGUCCAACCAGGCAAUGUUCUACUCCGCUUAUGGCGUCCACUUGAGGACGCUGAAGAUCCCAGGACGUGAAGUGACUUCGCUGGCGUGGGAGGGACGAUCUCUGAGGAUCGCCUUUGGAGUGGAUUCCUUCAUCUACUUCGCCAACAUCCGACCGGACUACAUGUGGUGCUCCUUCGCCAAGACGGUGGUGUUUCUAAACGCUGACGGAGUCACUUUCACCUUCUGGGACACAAGCUCGAACCAGUGCUUCAGCAAGAGCGUUGAGACGCCUCUCAGCGUGGCCGCAUCUGUUGAUCACUGCGUUCUGGCCGUGGAAGCUCCACGUUUGGCCUCCAGGGACGCCAAUGUGGCGGUGGAGAACAACUUCCCCGACCAGGCGAUGUUUCAGCUGCUCGUGUGCAACUCCAUGAGCACGACAGUGGACUCCAGGUACAUCGACCUCUGGCCACAUUUCGUGGCCAUGAACAGCAGUCACGUUGCUGUGGCUUCGAAGGAGCAGUUCCUGCUGUGGCCCUAUCGCACGCCCAAGGGCGUCUCCGCACUGCCGAGCACAAAGGCUCGGAGGGAGCGUCGCUUUCACGUGGACGACACGCCAUCAGGCGUAGCGGAAGUGCUGAAUGACCUGGACAGGGGCGGUUUCGAGGUACCCACAGCCACUGGCGGGACAACGGACCCCAUCUGCUGCAUCGCGGCCUCGGACAAGGUGCUGCUGGUGGGCAGAGAAAGCGGAACUAUGCAGGAGUACAGCAUUCCGCACGUGGCGCUCCUGCAUCGGCACACCGUGCCGGGCAGAGCUUACAAGAUCGCCGUGAACAGCAACAGCACGCGCGCAGCGGUUAUUGACGCCACGGGCGCGCUCACGACACUGUCUCUAGGCGGCAGAGAGGCGCCUGGCAGCCAACUGGAGCGCAAGGAUGUGUGGGCGAUGUGCUGGGCGAGAGAUAAUCCGCAAUUGUUAGCGAUCAUGGAGAAAACGCGAAUGUAUGUGCUGCGCGGAGCGGAUCCGGAGGAGCCAAUCUCCUGCUCAGGCUACAUUUGCAACUUUCAGGAUCUAGAGAUCACUGGAGUGCUGCUGGAUGAUAUUGUGAGCGGCAGUGCGACGCCCAACAGUGCAGAUCACAUUCUACAGUUGCGCGUGAAGUCCCUGAGGGACACUGAGGAGCUGCUGAAUCACGUGGGAAUUGCGGAAGCGAAGCAAUUCAUUGAAGAUAAUCCGCAUCCGCGCCUCUGGCGUCUUCUGGCAGAGGCUUGCCUGAAGAAGCUGGACUUAGAGACGGCCGAGGCUGCUUUCGUGCGGUGCACAAACUACGCGGGAUUGCAGCUGAUCAAGCGCUUGCGCAGCAUCCAAAACGAGAACCUGAAGAGGGCCGAAGUGGCAUCGUUCUUUGGAGACUUCGACGAAGCCGAGAAGCUCUAUAUCGACGCCGAUCGCCGGGAUUUGGCCAUCCAGCUGAGACAGACGCUGUGCGACUGGUUCAGAACAGUGCAGCUGUACAGAAUGGGACCGGGAAUCUCUGACCAGCAGAUGGAGCAGGCCUGGGUGGAGAUUGGCCAUCACUUCGCCCACCUGAGAUCCUGGGAGAGCGCGCGGGAAUACUACGAGAAGGCGCACCACAUCGAGGGACUGAUGGAGGCGCUUUAUCAGCUGGAGCUGUAUGAGGAUUUAGAGGCGUGUGUGGCCAGGGUUCCGGAAGGCAGUCCUCUGCUGGCGCGUUUAGGACAGAUGCUCUCCUCCGUGGGCAUGUGCGACGCCGCCGUUGGCGCUUUCUUACGCCUGGGCGACGUGAAGUCCGCUGUGAACUGCUGCGUGGCGCUCAGACAAUGGGGAGCGGCCGUCGAGCUGGCGCAGAAGUACCGAAUGCCUCAGAUAGGCGCCCUCCUGGCGAAGCACGCCGCUCAGUUGCUCCAGGACGGACGCCUGCCCGAGGCCGUUGAGCUGCAGCGCAAGGCUGGACGGUUUUUGGACGCUGCGCGUUUGUUGGUGCGCCUGGCGGAGGAUGAGGUGGCGCGGAAAGCCGACCGGCUGCUCAUCAAGAAGCUCUACGUGUUGGCGGGACUUCUGACUGAGGAUCACGUGAGCGUGCAGUGUUCUCUCACGGGCAACAGCCGGGCGACGGUGAUGAGCCACUUGUCACCGGAAGACGCGCUGCUGAUCGAGCGCAUUUGGCAGUUCGCCGAAGGCUACCACUUCCUGCUCCUCGCUCAGCGGCAGCUGAAGUCGGGCCUGAUGCACAGCGCAGUGCUCACGACGCUCAGGCUGCGGGAAUACGAGAAUGUGCUGGACGCCGAGGAGAUUUACGGGCUGCUGGCGCUCGCCAGCUGUGCCGAUCGCUCCUUCGGCACUGCCUCCAGAGCCUUCAUCAAACUGGAGGCUCUAGAGGCGUUGCCGGAGCCGCGCAGAGUGCAGUACGAGGAGCUCUCGGUGGCCAUCUUCUCCAGGCACGAGCCCACCGACACACAGACGGACAGGGCGUCAUGCUUCACCUGUGAAGCCCUCGUGGCUGAUUCCUGCGCCUCCUGUCCACACUGCGGCACCAGAUUCCCCGCUUGCGUUGCCUCUGGCAGAGCUCUCGUGAAUCCCACAGACGCCUGGCUCUGCGCCGUGUGUCACCACUUGGCAAGCCCUGGGGAGAUUGCCACGAGGCGUUCCUGCCCACUAUGUCACGGCCUGAUCGGCGCCACGUCGUCAGGAGCGCGUGACAGCACGGAUCUCUGAAUAAACAACACUCUUCACC
Phlebotomus argentipes is the source of this 4068-nucleotide messenger RNA. RefSeq names its product WD repeat-containing protein 35 (gene Oseg4). Lineage: Eukaryota; Metazoa; Arthropoda; Insecta; Diptera; Psychodidae. Gene Ontology annotation, biological process: intraciliary retrograde transport; protein localization to cilium; non-motile cilium assembly. The record is from RefSeq and is a predicted model, not a curated record. Gene Ontology annotation, cellular component: intraciliary transport particle A; non-motile cilium. The transcript has 3 exons. Bases 495 to 4049 code for a protein of 1184 amino acids. Gene Ontology annotation, molecular function: protein binding.